UAUUAUUUAUUCCAUGUGUAAAGAGAUGUUCUCGCUUUGUUAACAUUCUAUUAUUGUUUCAGACAUAAAUAUGGCAUUUGCAGGACUGAAAAAGCAAAUAAACAAAUGUAAUCAGUAUGUCACUGAAAAAAUGGGAGGUGCGGAAGGCACAAAACUGGAUUUGGACUUUAUGGACAUGGAAAGGAAAACCGAUGUAACAUAUGAAUUAGUGGAAGAGUUACAAACCAAAACUAAAGAAUUUUUACAACCAAAUCCGACGGCGAGAGCUAAAAUGGCAGCAGUUAAGGGAAUAAGCAAACUUAGUGGUCAAGCUAAAUCGAACACGUAUCCUCAACCAGAAGGUGUUCUAGGAGACUGUAUGCUUUUAUAUGGUCGAAAAUUAGGAGACGACAGUAUGUUUGGACAAGCUCUUGUGGAAAUGGGUGAAUCUCUGAAACAAAUGGCGGACGUCAAAUAUUCGCUGGACGAUAAUAUCAAACAAAAUUUCUUGGAACCUUUACACCAUUUACAAACGAAGGACCUUAAAGAAGUUAUGCACCAUCGGAAAAAACUGCAAGGGCGUAGGCUAGAUUUUGAUUGCAAAAGAAGAAGACAAGCAAAAGCUUCUAAGACUCCAAGUCCCUAUUCUAGUCCAAUUAGAACACAAAGGCGGUCUUCUGGUUCACAUAUUACAGAUGAAGAAAUCAAAAUGUCCGAAGAUAAAUUCGCAGAAUCUCUCCACUUAGCUCAAAUGGGAAUGUUUAAUUUAUUAGAAAAUGAUGUAGAACAAAUUUCACAGUUAGCAACGUUUGCUGAAGGUUUAUUAGAUUACCACAGUCAGUGUACUGAGGUACUUAGAAGCCUAACAGAAACUUUAUUAGUCAAGAAGGACGAGGCGGCAAAUCGUCCGAAAAUGGAGUUCGUUCCGAAAACGUUGGGUGAUUUGAAUAUAGAAGGUGUAUCGGAUGGAGUAAAUGGUACAAAUCAUCACAAUUCUCUAUCAAUCACACAUAAUAAUCUAAAGCAACGUCCGAGACCUUUACCCAAACAAAUUCCUCAAUAUACCAGACCUGACCCUUUUGACCCUUGGAGUUCCGUAACAGAUGUCUUGUUAGGCUCUUCCCAGGUGUCUUCACCGCAACAUAAGCCUCAGGUGCAACUAGAUUUACGUCCUGGGCAACACUCCGCGAAUGCCUCACCAUUGCCGUCCCCCAUGAAAUCACCUGCACGAACGCCUAUAUCACGGACUCCAUGUUGUACCGCGUUGUACGACUUUGAUCCAGAAAAUCCAGGAGAACUUGGCUUUAAGGUAAUGUUUGUCUUUCAUUUUGUAGUAUCCUGAUUUCUAUUUUAUUUGAAUUUAAAUAUUACAUGGGCGCAAGAAAUUAAUAUAGGAAAUAAGGGAUUAUAACCAUCCAUAGCUGUUUGUUGAAGGAAACAAUUGAUAUAUACAGUGUGUUUGUCCGUUUUGUUUACACAUAAGAUUAGAUAUACCUCCUGCAAAGCAGGACUGGUGUAAUUAGUCUCUCUAAAUCGCCUUUUAACAAUACUAAUUUUCAUACAGAAUGUUCCAACCAAAGGCGGCAGUAUUGAAUUUACCUUCUCCCACUAUCUGUAGCUUGGUGCCAUAUAUUGAAGU
This is a messenger RNA of Photinus pyralis (common eastern firefly), 1618 nucleotides long. Its product is annotated as endophilin-A-like. The transcript has 10 exons. Gene Ontology annotation, cellular component: glutamatergic synapse; presynapse; cytoplasm. The coding region runs from base 71 to 1321 and encodes 416 amino acids. Gene Ontology annotation, biological process: synaptic vesicle uncoating. Gene Ontology annotation, molecular function: protein binding. NCBI's taxonomy places the organism in Eukaryota, Metazoa, Arthropoda, Insecta, Coleoptera, Lampyridae. The record is from RefSeq and is a predicted model, not a curated record.